GCGAAGAUGUCUUCGCGGCUAAAUGACGCCGAAUACUUUGGUUUGGGCGCGAGUAUGGUCGUGCUUUUGAUCGUUGGUUGCGUGUUUCAAGCGUUCACGCUGUUCGUUUUGACGCGGCCGGCUUUUAAGCAAUUCGAUCUGUCGCCAUAUUUUCUCAACAUCAUCAUCGCGAACAGUGUUGUGAUAUUGGUUGAUUUUCCACCGAUCAUCGCGUCUGCUUGGGCACAGAGAAACAUGCUUGGAGAGAUAUAUUGUCAGAUCGUAGGUUUCUUGUCGUGGGUCGGAUGUAUCUCAACCAUAGCUACAUUCGUAUUGACUCUCCUCAAAACUCAUCGUAAGUUAAGAGACGACGCCAUGGAAUUUGAGAUAGCAUUUGCCGAGCGCUAUGCGUGGGAACGUCACAAUAUCAUUAAGACCCUGACAGGAACCUGGUUGUACGGUAUCGCAGUGAUGUUUCCUCCGAUGGUGACAUGGGGAUCAUUCAAUUUUGAAUCAGGCGAUACAGUGUGUGCUCCGAAUUGGCAGGAAGAAUCCUCGGCCGGACGCAUCUAUAUGGUUCUAUUAAUCCUUUUAGUAUUCGUAAUUCCUCUAGGUUUUUCCGCGGCCUACUUUGGCAAAAUAUACAACAAGUUAUUGCAAGAUAGAGGGGAUGACGGAAUGUCAUUGAGAGCAAGGGAGAAGGCGAGGAAAGCGGUCGUUAUAAUUUGGAUCGGCGUGGCAAUCUUUAUGGUCAGCUGGAUGCCCUACUGUGUAUGUGCCAUGAUGGCUUUGUUUGGAGGCUCGAAGACGUUUAAUCCGGAGAUUUCGUUUAUUCCUGGCGUUGUCGCUAAAGCCAGUGCUGUGUUCAACCCUUUAUUCUGCUUGCUAGCAAGCACACGAUUUCGAAACGUCGCUCUAAAGCUUAUCUGUAUGUGUCGUAAGAUAGAAGAAGAUGAGGAAGACGAAGAGGAGAUUGAUGAUUUGUCACAAGGAAGACAGUUGCGUCCCUCCGCUCUGAUGCAGCGUAGCCUGCAAGAGGAACUGAGCCGUAUACGACGCAUGCGCCGCUAUCAGCAGACUCGGGCAGAAGCGCGGCGCCUACGAAUAAACGGGCCUUAUAUCUCAGUAGAUAUCCCAGCAGAAAAUCUGGAAACGUCAGUUUAGGUAGUCUUUUUGACACAGAAGACUGUUCGACAUGUGACCUAGAUUUACAUAAGUGUGCGACAG
Messenger RNA from Pocillopora damicornis (cauliflower coral), 1206 nucleotides. Its product is annotated as rhodopsin. NCBI's taxonomy places the organism in Eukaryota, Metazoa, Cnidaria, Anthozoa, Scleractinia, Pocilloporidae. Gene Ontology annotation, cellular component: membrane. Gene Ontology annotation, molecular function: G protein-coupled receptor activity. Gene Ontology annotation, biological process: G protein-coupled receptor signaling pathway. The record is from RefSeq and is a predicted model, not a curated record.